Poeciliopsis prolifica (blackstripe livebearer) is the source of this 3994-nucleotide messenger RNA. RefSeq names its product homeobox B4a (gene hoxb4a). The transcript is spliced from 2 exons. The record is from RefSeq and is a predicted model, not a curated record. NCBI's taxonomy places the organism in Eukaryota, Metazoa, Chordata, Actinopteri, Cyprinodontiformes, Poeciliidae. Gene Ontology annotation, cellular component: nucleus. Gene Ontology annotation, biological process: regulation of transcription by RNA polymerase II; anterior/posterior pattern specification; embryonic skeletal system morphogenesis. The coding region runs from base 1157 to 1918 and encodes 253 amino acids. Gene Ontology annotation, molecular function: DNA-binding transcription factor activity, RNA polymerase II-specific; RNA polymerase II cis-regulatory region sequence-specific DNA binding.
CUGUUUCACUGUUUCACUUUUAAUCGGCAGCAUGUUGUGAACACAUAUUUUAUUUUAAUGAAUAGUUAUUGUGAUUUGAAUUGAGCUAUGCUUAAUUUCUAUACUUCUAUCUUGUUUGGCGGGGUGUUUGUAUUUGGCUGAUACUGCAGGCUGUUGAAACCAAACCCUGACGGUCUCUGGAUUGUAUGAAGCUCACAAAACACGUGGAAGUUUGGAGCAACGGAGCUAAUUCCGAAUAUUUUUCAUGCAAUGUAUAUUUAAUAAAAACUGAAUCCCAGUGAGGUUUGGCUGGUUGUUGGCUGGGUGCCUGGUGGAACCGCGUUUUAAAAGAAUGACACCGACGCUGAACUCUCGUUCCUCAUGCAAAGGUUUUCUGGUGAUUUAGGAGGCCGCUGAACCUGAAUUACUUGAUGAAUUUUCUAUCGAUCCUAAACACGCCAGAUUAAUCUCUGACACUGCUACUGGGUGGCGCUGCAGGAGCCGGGCAGGCCACUCUUCCACUCCCCGGUAUUAGCGGAGUAUGAGAAGAAUAAGGGGGAAGAAAGUUGGCAAACAGCGUCUGCACACACCCUGUGUACACAGAGGGAGGUGCAGGCGCCAUUAACUCCCCAGAGAACUUUCUUCCGCUGCUUGUUUUAUUUUAUUUUAUUUCAUGCUUGAAUUGGAUAGGCACUUAAAAGAAGAAAAAACACAGAAGAUCACUGUGAGGAAUAAAAUGUCGCUCUUUUUUAUCGCUGUAACAACAUCAGCGUUUGUUUUAUUUGUUUAUUUGUUUUUGUUUGUUUGGAUUUUUUGUCUGAGAUUCUAAAUCUUUUCCAAACUCCGGGUCUGGUAAUAUGAGCAGAGCGGUACGCGGAGCCAGCGGGGGAAAUGAUUGAGGCUUGAAGGGAAGAGCGUCUAAUCAAAACCUGAGGUCAUAUGAUCUUGCGCGUGCGAGAGCGGAGUGAAUGUUUAAUUCCAUUUCCUUAUCCGGGGGUCCGUCCAAGAGGCGUGCAAUUGGCUGCUUUCCGUCACGUGGAAUCCCAACUUUGUUCACUUGACAGAAAAGAAGGAGGGUUUAAGUGAACAGGAAUAACCGAAGACUAAAGGGAUGACAUAUAAAUUUUAGUUAUAUUUCUUUUCAAGCCGGUGCAAUUUCAGAAAAAGACUGAAAUUAAUGGCCAUGAGCUCCUAUUUGAUCAACUCCAACUAUGUGGAUCCGAAGUUCCCACCCUGCGAGGAAUACUCACAAAGCGACUAUUUGCCCAGUCACUCCCCGGACUAUUACGGCUCCCAGAGGCAGGACCCUGCCGCUUUCCGGCCAGACUCUGUCUACCACAACGAGCGCAACCCGGCUCAUCACCAACACCGACUCGAGCCGCCGUACACGCCGUGCCAGCGCGCAGUAGAACCCGCUUCAGAAGUGACGUCCCCCCAGGGUCACACUAUUCUCCCAGCCGGGCUACACACCACUUCUGUGUCGGAGCAGAGCCACCGCUGUGAGUCGGUAACGCCGAGCCCGCCUCCACCUCCACCCUGCGGUCAAACACCUCGCAGCCAAAGCGCUUCUUCCCCCGCCAGCAGCCGGAAGGACCCGGUGGUGUAUCCGUGGAUGAAGAAGGUGCAUGUAAACAUCGUAAAUUCCAGCUACUCUGGUGGAGAACCCAAACGCUCUCGGACGGCCUAUACUCGCCAACAGGUUCUGGAGCUGGAGAAGGAGUUCCACUACAACCGCUAUCUGACACGCAGGCGCAGAGUGGAGAUUGCGCACACUUUGUGUCUGUCAGAGCGGCAGAUAAAGAUCUGGUUCCAGAACCGGAGGAUGAAAUGGAAGAAGGACCACAAGCUGCCCAACACGAAAGUCCGCUCCGGGACUAACACUAUCACAAGCUCUCAGACUGUGUCCACGUCUCAGAACCGCUCUUCCGGACCUCUAUAGCACGGCUGUUUGAGCUGUGGCAAUGUGGUGCCCGUUCGCGUUCUCCCGUUUUCAAAUUGGAAACUGAAGAUGUGGCGAAACAAACCCUCCGGAAUGUGCACUUUGGACCAGAGUAGAAACUUAACGCUUGAAAAGAGGACCAACUCCACUCGUAGCAGACUACAGGGCCUGGACUGUUCCAUAACAAACCUAUGACUUUGCCUGUGGGGGUUUUGUGGGAGGACAUGUUGUCAAAUCUGACUUAAAGAAUCCAAAAGGGAGGCGAGUGUUAGAAUUAAAAACACAGAGCUGCACAGUUCGUUGAAUAGAUUUCCGUGAAUCCAAACAUCUCCUCUGGACUUUUUCUCCUCUUUAAAUGUUCUUCUACCGUCUGGACAGAGCCACCCACUUACCAGAUUUUGCUUAGAGGGGUGUGUGUGUGUGUGUGUGUGUGUGUGUGUGUGUGUGUGUGUGUGUGUGUGUGUGUGUGUGUGUGUGUGUGUGUGUGUGUGUGUGUGUGUGUGCUUUUAACACGCUUUCCUUUAGCUUUUUUUCUCCUUCUUUUGAAAACAUGCAUCUUCUAUGUUUAAUCACACCAAACCUGAGAGUCAUUCUUUAUGUUUUCUGUAUGAGGUGCAAAGCAAAGGGUUGAACCGCGCGGCUCUGCACACAACCCCUCCUUCUCAGACCACCACCCCCUCUCACACACUUGUAAAAAAUGGAACUGUCGUUUCUUCCAUAGCCCCCACUCCACCUCCCCACACACACACACACACACACACACACACACACACACACACACACACACACACACACACACACACACACACACACACACACACACACACACACACACAUCCAUGCAUAAAAAAAAAAAAACAGCAGAAAGCAUCAUGUAGCCACGCUCGAACCAGCAGCCCUCCAACAGAACAUGGACCCGCCGGUCGAACCCAGCAGGCUCUGAUUGUUAGUUGCUAUAGUUUGAACUCGGCUUUCCUUUUGUUCUGGAUGGCAGAAUAUAUCUUUUGAACACGCUAUUAGAGCUAUUUUUGAAAUCAGUAUUGAUUGUAAAGCGGUACUCUGAUGUGGUCCACUGGCUGCUCAUAUUCGUAUGUUAUUAAGGCUGCAGAGAUAUAGAAUUAUUUUCCAGCACUUAUGAAACAUGGAUGCGGUCAAACGUUUCCCACUGGACAUUAAUAAUCACACCAAAAUCGUACAAAUAGUACAAAACACAGCACUAAAUAAUGUAUUACUUAUUACCUCACCUGUAAAUAUAUAUGAAUAUAAAUAUGUUUUAUGACAUCGUAUUGUCGCUUGCUCGUUGAUGAAGUGACAGGUUUUCAAGCUUUUAACGACAUGAAGAGUAUAUUUUCUUCCAACAGAAGCUAUAUUCUUUUGUUCUGUGUUGGAAUGAAAUCGUUUGCAAAUGACAGAGAUUUUAGGAUAAAAGGCGAGAAAAAGUGAUUUAUCUUUCUGUUUUUCGUCAUUUCAUGUUUUUCUGUACAUUGAAUCAGCGCAUAUUUCUUUUUCUCAAGUGUCUGAUUGUUUUUUUAAUUAAUUAUCCGUUAUUAAUUUGCAAAAAAAAUAAAUACAUAAAAUAAAAUAAUAAUAAUGACGAUAUUGUUUUCUUGUUUUCGUUAUAAUCCAAGUGCUACAGCCGCAAUGAUAGUAUUUGUUGAACUUGUGUUACCUUCCGGAAAUCUAUAUGUUCCUUUCUCAUUUUCCUUAGUGUCAAGUUUGUUGUCGAGUUUCUUUUGUUUGUUUGUUUGUUUUUUUGUUUUGUUUUUUGUAAAUAGCCCAAAAAUAUAAAUAAAUGACUGAUCGUGUAAUAUUUCUAGUGUUAUUCUAUUUUUAUUUUUGAUUAAAUAUUUUAUCCACCUGUUUCUACAUAACGAUAUGUACAACGAAUGUAUUUCAAAGGUUUUCCCCUCUUAGUCAAAUUGGAUUUAAAAUAUUCUUUCUCUAGCUGAUCUAACUCUUUGGGAAAAUUAUAAUUUCUUUUUUUUUAUUUUACUUUGUGGUGUCUGUGGGUUUGUCCUUCCAUCAAGAUUUACCACUGGAAGAAGUAUUUGGCACACAAUAAAUAAUAACAUAUUA